AAUUCGGUUCGGUUCGAACGGAAAACUCACGAACAUCACUAUAAAAACUAGCUAAAAGCGAUGACAAACUUUGUUCGCAUCUUAAUUAUCCAGAAUGGCACCUACAGACAUCACUAGAACUGUGAAUAAUGUUCCAGAAUCCAAAUUUGAAGCCGUCCAGACUGUGAUGCCAGUCACAGUCACCGAUCCAAGACAAAUUCGGCAGGUUUUGGCGGUGACAAAGCCAAUUGCUUCAGCCAAUUUUACGGGUUGCCUUAACAUAAUCCUCUGCUAUAAUAAGGCUACAGAGAAUGAUUCCGGUUUUAUUGUGGCUGGAUGGAUCAGGGAAUCUCUAGCACGAGCUUUGACGGAACAGCCGCUUCUCGCCGGACGUUUAAGAAGAGGCGAAGAUGGCGGCGGCGAGCUUGAGAUUGUGUCGAAUGAUAGUGGCGUUAGGCUCGUUGAAGCUUCGAAUAGUUUGAGUUUGAAGGAGUUUAUUGAUUUUAAAGGAAGAGAGAAAGCUGCGGCUGAAUCUCAACUUGUUUUUUGGAAAAGUAUUGAUGAGCAAAAUCCUCAAUUCUCUCCAUUAUUCUAUGUUCAGGUAACAAAUUUCGAAUGUGGUGGAUAUUCAAUUGGGAUAAGCUGUAGCAUUCUCUUGGCGGAUCUUGUAAUCAUGGACAAAUUUCUUCAAACAUGGGCCAAAAUUCAAUGUGAUAUGCUCUCCAAAAAUGAAGACUCAAAUUUACCUAUAUUUUAUCUCCCUAAUCUAAAGCCAUCCAGUCCAUCUCUUAAUGGCAUACUCAGCUCAACCCCAAUUGACAAUUUUGGUCAAACAAUGAUUUUCAAUAUCAGCAAAGAAAAUAUGAUUUUGGAGGAAGAAUCAUCCAAAAAACUUGCAUUGCUUUGCAUUCAGGAGGCAGAGCAAAAUCUAGGUACUAAAAUGUCAUUACAUGAAUUUAAUUUUCUUGUGAAAGAAACUACUAAGGUAAUCAAAGUGGAGAAUUGCAAGAAAAAUGAGAUUGUCAAUUUCAAUUUGGAGAGGCAUUUUAAAAGUAGUUGUGCAAAUUUGAAGGAGUAUUUAAAAAUGAGUGAGCUAGCUUUUAGAGAAGGUAAUAAAGCUAUUAGGGUUUCAUGUUGGAUUGGAUCUGUUAGUGAUGGAUUUGUGUUGGGAAUUCCAUCUCAUGAAGAAGUUACUUCUGAUUUCAACAUUAUUAUCACAUUCCCCAUUGAAAAUUUGAACUAAAAUCAAAAUGUUUUUUUA
Messenger RNA from Mercurialis annua (annual mercury), 1240 nucleotides. Its product is annotated as pelargonidin 3-O-(6-caffeoylglucoside) 5-O-(6-O-malonylglucoside) 4'''-malonyltransferase-like. Gene Ontology annotation, molecular function: acyltransferase activity, transferring groups other than amino-acyl groups. The transcript is spliced from 2 exons. The coding region runs from base 95 to 1222 and encodes 375 amino acids. Lineage: Eukaryota; Viridiplantae; Streptophyta; Magnoliopsida; Malpighiales; Euphorbiaceae. The record is from RefSeq and is a predicted model, not a curated record.